Molecule: messenger RNA, 3027 nt
Organism: Saccostrea echinata
Lineage: Eukaryota; Metazoa; Mollusca; Bivalvia; Ostreida; Ostreidae
Product: toll-like receptor 4
Exons: 4
Coding region: 1-3018 (1005 amino acids)
Biological process (GO): immune response; toll-like receptor signaling pathway
Cellular component (GO): membrane
Molecular function (GO): protein binding; transmembrane signaling receptor activity
Source: RefSeq, a predicted model, not a curated record
AUGACGCUGUUACGUGUCAACGUCAUCGUCACGGUUGGUUGGAAACCUUUCUACGCCCUCUUCAUUUCAAAAUAUGACAAACUUAUUAUUCCUGAACUUAUCCAGAAAUCUUUUAGGAAAGGAGUUAAACGUCAGUCCUCAAAACAUGUAUUUGAUCACCUCCAUAGUUUGAAGGUACUGGAUCUGUCCUACAACUGGAUAACUAGCUUGCAUAUAGAUAUGCUUGUAUUCAUGUCAAAUAUUGAGCACCUAAACUUAAGUAAUAACGAAAUAAAAAGUGUCACUUUUGAUCUCUCAGCUGCUUUAAAAUUGCGUAGUAUAGAUUUGUCUUCCAAUAAAAUUGUGAUGUUGGAUUCAAAAUCAAUGGACUUUUUAGAUGCUUCUAGGGAGAAACAACUCUCUAUCCAAAUGUCGAGCAACCUAUUACAGUGUGAAAACUCAGCAUUUGAAGAAUUUAAUUCUUCAAAGACCAAGACACGGCAGUACUACAUUAAGAAAAUGAGUUUCGUUGCAACUAUAUUGUUCUACAUUCUUGUUGCAUUCUUGAAGCAGUCACAACAAUUAAGCUGUUCUUCCGAGCCACAAUGCAGAUGUUUUAUCGAAAGAGGGAUGCUAAGCGUCGAUUGCAGCUCGCUUAACCUUACUCAUUCUCCAAAAUUCGAACAAAAUGUUAGAUGCAUUUAUCUUAACAACAAUGGUCUUACUGAUAUACCUACUGACAUGCCACAAGAGAUUGUACGGCUAGAUAUAAGCGAUAACAAUAUUCGAAAUCCAAAAAAGGCAAGUCUUUCAAGGUAUAAAAAUCUACAAUGGCUAAAUAUUGAACAUAAUUGUUUAUGGCAGAGAUAUAUGAAAUGGCCGUCACGCUUUUUUGAGAAUCUGACAAAACUCGAUACUUUGCUCAUGAAGGAUACUUGUUCUGAAAUUCCUGAAAGUAAAAUCAAGGAGAUGAAGUAUUCCAAGGAAGGCUUUUACGGACUUCCGUCAUUAAGACAUAUCGAACUAAACGGAUUAGGUGGCCAUAACUUUGAGGACGCAUUUGAAAAAAAUAAUUCGAUUCAAGUUCUUGCAUUUGCAAAAUAUGGUGGUCUUUGUGUUCUGAAUAGCAUCGAGAAUGACACAUUCAAUAUUUUCCAACAAUUGAAACAUUUACAGUUAUCUACCUGUAAUAUCAAGUACAUAGAAAAAGGAGCCUUUGAAGAAUUGAAUGAUCUCGAAUUUCUGGAUAUUUCAAAUAACCAAGACCUUACAAUAUCCGUGUUAUCCAAUAUAACUCAUGAUCUGCAAUAUUCAAACAUUCAAACGUUAAAGGCAAAUUUGCUUCAAUGUACAAACGGACUUUCGAUGGUAUUAAGAAUAAGCCACAUUAAAUAUCUUAGAAAUACUUCUUUGAAAGAGUUGUCCUUGGUUAAUAAUAGAAUAGGCAUCAUUCAACAUCUGCUUACCAGACACCUUCCUAAGACAUUGAAGUAUUUAAAUAUGAAUGAUAACCCGCUGAUUUACGGGAUUUAUUUACUUGAAGGAGACUUUCUUUCAAAUUUAGAAAGGUUGGACAUUGACAAAACAUUAAAUGAUACUUACCAUGAAACAGGCUGUAAGUAUACUUCAAACAGCUGUGAUAACAAAGAGGAAGAACUUACCGUGGAGGGAACGGAAUAUAAAGAGUCACCAGCGGUCUUUUCUUAUCAAUUACCCCCGAAGCUAAAAUCUCUUAGCAUUGCUAAUCAGAAAAUGUAUCUUCCUUUGAUAAAUUCCAAUUACGGAAUAACAUCUCGGAACUCAUUAACACAUCUGCAUAUUCAGGGAAAUCUUAUAUAUGACAUACAACAUUUUAGUGGGCUUUGGCGUCUAGAAUACCUUGAUGUCUCGAACAACUUCUGCUCUAAUAUUACCAAACAGCCAUUUCAAGAUAUGUCCAACUUGUUUUUUCUGAACUUAUCCAGAAAUCUUUUAGGAAAGGAAUUAAAGCGUCAGUCCUCAGAACAUGUAUUUGAUCACCUACGUGGUUUGAAGGUACUGGAUCUUUCCUACAACUGGAUUACCCACUUGCAUAAAGAUUUGUUUGUAUUCACGUCAAAUAUAGAACACCUAAACAUAAGUAAUAACGAAAUAGAAAGUGUCACUUUUGAUCUGUCAGCUGCCUUAAAAUUGCGUAGCAUAGAUUUGUCUUCCAAUAAAAUUGUGAUGUUGGAUUCAAAAUCAAUGGACUUUUUAGAUUCUUCGAGACAGAAACAACUCUCUAUCCAGAUGUCAAACAAUCCAUUACAGUGUACAUGCCAAAGCAUGGAAUUCCUCAAAUGGAUGCAAGAAUCUUCAAAUAAACAUUUUGUUGACAGAGAGAAUUACACUUGCACAUUCACAGACGGAAAAAAGAUUGAACUGCGCCAUUUAGAGCAGAUAAUCACUUCUUUAGAGCGUGAAUGUACAUCAUUUACAACAACAAUAGUCAUAGUGACCAUUAUUUUACUGGUCACAAUUAUUUUUGUUACUUCUGCCAUAAUGUAUAGGUAUAGAUGGAGACUGCGUUAUUUGUAUUACGCCGGUAAGAGAAGUUAUAAAGGAUAUUCAAGGAUCUUAGAUACAGGUAGAGAGUAUCAAUUUGAUGCUUUCAUUUCUUACUCUGAAAGUGAAAGAACAGAGUUUAUACCAAACCUUUUGAAGUUAGAAAGAGAAAAUAAUUUUAAAUUUUGUAUACACAGUCGUGACUUUAUAAUUGGUGUUAACGUAGCAGAAAACAUUACCAAUGCUAUUCACAACAGUAAACAUACGGUCUGUUUUCUGAGUAAAGCUUUUUUGGAAUCUGAAUUUUGCAUAUACGAGGCUCAAAUGGCUCGAAUGGAGAGUAUCUAUAGAGGAGGGGAAACAACUUUACUAAUUGUUCUUGUGGACAAAGAUCUUGGAGUUGUCUUGCCACCAUUUCUAAAGGAUGUAAUAAGAGAACAGACAUAUCUGGAAUAUGAUAAAGAAAUUAAAGAGGAGUUCUGGAAUGCUCUGGCUCAGGCAUUACGAGAAAUGUAAUUUUAAGUC